UUUUCCGUCUGAUGCGUAGCAUCUCUACUUGGUCUGUGGUGAUCAGCCGGAUUCAGCCAGCCGUGAUGUCUACUUUUGACGCAAUAUGGUGGCCGCUUGGAUAUCAAAGCUGAUGUUAGUUAUUUGUUAUUUUGAGGCGUUUUUGUAAUUUGUUAUAUAAACAAACAAGAAUCAUGGCUUGCGUAGCGGCCGGUUGUAUGUCUAGAAUGGGUGUUUUAUCGGAAAGCGAUCAAAAGAUAUCUUUCCAUAGAUUUCCUAAAGAUCCUAAUCUAAGAAACAAGUGGAUUCAGAAUAUGAAACGAGAUAAUUGGAGACCUUCACCAUACUCUCGCCUUUGCUCACUACAUUUUGAUGUAUCUUGCUAUCGGGCAGGAUACACAUCAAAAACAUUGCACAGUGAUGCUGUACCUACAAUAUUUUCUCAUAUACAUAAAGAUUCACAUAAGGCAAAAUUAAGGCGAUCCAGGCCUUCACGACCAGAGCUGACACCAUCCACGUCCACUUCUAAACAAAGUGCACAAGUUGAAAUACUGAAUUUAAAAAAAACAAUAUCUGAGAAAAAUAAAAUCAUUGCCGAUUUAACUAAACAUAUUAAACGGUACAAAACUACCGCUGAAAGAAGAUUGAGAAAUUUGAAAAAAGUAAGACAGUGUUUACGUAGACUAAGAAAUAAACGGAAAAAUGAUGAUGAUCCGCCACCAGAAUUCUCAAAAGUACUUUUGUUAUCCGAAAAUAUAUGAAUAUGUCCCUUCGCAAAAUUGAGUCGUAGCAAGUUUUUGGUGAUAAUUAUUUUCCUUUUUAAGCAAUGUUAACACAUUUUUUACUGACUACCGUUUAUUGUGUAUGAAUAUAAGUGAUAUAAGUAUUAUUAGUAUUAGUAGUAUUAUAAGUAUUAACGGAAGGCGAUUGGGGCAACCACCGUUCUACAAGCCCUAUCUAUGGAGUAUUGAAGGCGAUUACUCCACCGACAAGAGCGCAGCUCUUAAAUAAAGAGAGAGAAGUAUUA
This is a messenger RNA of Pectinophora gossypiella (pink bollworm), 1006 nucleotides long. RefSeq names its product THAP domain-containing protein 1-like. The transcript is spliced from 3 exons. Gene Ontology annotation, molecular function: sequence-specific DNA binding. Bases 174 to 740 code for a protein of 188 amino acids. Lineage: Eukaryota; Metazoa; Arthropoda; Insecta; Lepidoptera; Gelechiidae. The record is from RefSeq and is a predicted model, not a curated record.